GCGAGGGUGGAGGUAGUAGGUGUGUUGGGACUGUUUGUCGGGCUCACUAGUCCUCACGCGCGCCUCCCCACAGCAACCACACCUCACCCACAGCUGCUACAUACAGUCACCGCUACAUACAGUCACCACCACAUCCAUCUACCACAACAGUCACUGCCACAUCACCGCCAUUGUCACCACGACACUUCUACCAAUCGCGUCACACUGUACCUUCACACACGCCACAAAAAAAUACACACACCCUAACCCAGUGAUCGUUUUUUGUUGUAUUUACUGUGAUACUAUACAAAUUUACCUCAACUACAGAGCGACAAACACACACCCACCCCUCUCACCGCCUCUCCCUGCAGGAUGAACUCCCGCAUCGUGUCGCUGCGCCGCGGGGUGGAAGAGCUCGAGUCAAGGGUGACCUGCCUGGAGGAGCAGGUAGACCAGGAGGCGCUGCUGGGGGUGGAGGCUCACCACGUCCUCAAGAACGCCAACAGACACGCCCAAGAACUCACAUUCCAGGCGGAGGAGGACCGCAACAACACCACCAGGAUGAUGGAGCGCGUGGCACACCUGCAGGACCAGCUCAAGACCUACGCUGCUCACCUGGAAGACGCCAAGCAGGUAGCAGACGCCAACCUGGCCAAGUACAAGCAGGCCGAGCGUGCUAGAGACCUAGCUAAGGAUCUCAGCAGUAUAAGGGAAGAGCGCGCCAAAACCGCCAGCAGGAGGGAAUAGCCUGGGCGCCAGAUGUUCCCACGGACGAGGUGCGACUCCAAUGGUGCCACAGUUUACACGUAUAUCCGCCUCAAAAUGGGAUUACAGAAAAUGUUGAGUAAGACUAGCAGCUUAACUUUGGCACAUCAUGUGACUUAAGUCGCUUGCGCUUUAAAAGCUUCGCUAAAGCAGGUUUGAGAAUGGUAAGCUUUGCCAGGCCAUCAGCUAAAACAAGCUUAUACAUGAUGUUACAUAGUACGAGGAGUGCUUUUGCAAAUAAAGAGCUGACAAUGGUACCAGAUCAUACUGGUACAAUCUAGCUUAUAGUCUAGCUGUGCAGAAACGGCUUUCGAGAAGAGGCUCAGAGUGAAAGCCUUGAAAGACUGUAUCAAUAAUAAUCACGAAUGCAUUUCCAGAGAAAAAUUAUACUGUACAGUAUAUGGCAGCCAUACAGGGUGAUCACAAAGAUGCUGCCGAUCUACGACAACAGAAAACAGUGUUAAAACAAUGAGAGGCUAGUUGUGCUAAUACAUAUGCUAUAUAAAUCCACGUAUAUUUAAUAUUUCAUCAGUUAAUCAGAAUGCAACAGAUGGAACCCAGAUGUGUUUAUGAAGCAAAUAGCUCUAAGUUGUAACGGUGAGGGUACACAAAGGUUCAUAAUAUGAAAAUUUCUCCAAAGUGAAGUUGUAAGAAUGCAUCUACAGUAUAACACCCAAAAAUAUACAGUACAAGAUCACUGAAAGAAACCGUAUAAUCUGUCCUCCUUAACUGGUACAUAGAGAACGUAUCUAUUUCUGUUAUAGUUUAAGCGAGUGAUAGUGUAAUUUGGGUGCCAUUUUCAACGUUACUUUUGUAUUCUAGUUCAAGUAAACCAGAUGAAUUCUUGCAUCUUCACUUUAGAGUUAUUGUACGAAAAACUACGAAUCCUGACCCAAUUGGCUCGUUUCGACAAAAGUAAAUCAGAGAUUAAUGUGAAAAUAAAUUAUGUUAUUUCCUGUUUGCUGAACGUAUUGUUAAUAAUAAAGAUCAGACCACCAUGCGUCACUAAGGUGUAGAUCACUCACUGCAACAGCUUAUAUACCAUGCACUGUGUCCACACAAAUGAAAAUAUUUACUGUUAGUAAUCGACUUGACACAAAAGUAAAAGAAAUAUCACCAACACGUUCGUGGAAACAAUGUUAAGCUCCCCGAAGGGCUGGUCAGAGCAGUGCUUCAAUCUAUCUGUCCUGGGAGACCUGUGCAGCCAUGUUAUGUGGUGGUGCUGAUGGAUUCUCCAAUAUCCUCCGUUUUUCUUUGUCAGUCUUAACGAAUAACCUGAAACGACAUCUCGUGAGAAAUUUGACGUUGCUUUCAAUAAAGACAUUGAAACCGAUAUGCUUUACGAUAUUAUAAAACAAAAAUAAAAAUAUGACAAAGUUAAAGCAAAUAAAAAAAUGUUUCGUCAUAUUUAAUUGCCGUAAUAAAAUGGUUUGUAUUUGUUCUAUUUUCGAUUUCGUUACAACUUAACACUAUAUAUAUAUACUUACUCUAAUUCUGCUUAUGGCUUUUAGUGCUUUGCUUGUAUGUCAAAACUUAUUGACAAGUUUAGUUAAAAUCAAUUUUGUAUGCAUAAAUCUGGUCACCUGCUGUUACAUUGGUUAGUUAAUCAGAGAUCGUUUUUCUAUCAGUGGUUUACCUCUCGUCUAAGUGUACGACAGCAUGGGACCAGUUUAUGAUAAAUUAGGCUUAACAUUUACAUUACAUCCCCGCUUAUUAGACCCGCAAAAAGAAAAAUAUUUAUGCUAGAUUCAUUUUCGUAGUUAUUAUUUAUAUUUCUAAUAUCAAUUGUUCAAAUUUAUUUAGCUAUUAUAAUGAAGUUGAACUCACAAAGUUCUGUAAUACUGUAUUAAUAAUAAUGAAUAAAUUAAUAUAUCCGUUAAAACUCGCUAUAAAAUCACAUACAAUCAAAUAAAAAUAAACGACGACUAUUGUAAUAAUAUAAUAAAAAUAAGCAAUAAAAUUAAACAAAUGGCCUCAUAUCGUGGCAGCCGUUAUCCUACAAACUUUUGGCGACAAAAACCUGCCAAAACCCGUGUUCGCCUUCACAAGUUAGGAGGCGCCUCUCAGGCAAACUUGUCGUAAAUCUCUUCUGUUUACUCUCGCUCCGCCUCCCACGAAUUAUCUUGAGAGAUAAAAUAUUUAUCUUUUCAGUCUGGUAAUGAGGUGUUUGAUAUUUUUAGACCAGGUGACGAGCUAGUUGCGACAGAGUUUAAUGAAUUCAUAGUUAUUUUCCUCUGGGUUAGCCUGGAUGUGUGGCGCAGACGAAGCGUAUACGCGAGGCUAUCUUCGGAAGCUUAUUCUCUAUUGUUAGUUUACUCAUUAUUAUAGUGCAUUAAAAAGAGUGCUAAUA
Molecule: messenger RNA, 3094 nt
Organism: Homarus americanus (American lobster)
Lineage: Eukaryota; Metazoa; Arthropoda; Malacostraca; Decapoda; Nephropidae
Product: myosin heavy chain, muscle-like
Exons: 3
Coding region: 352-726 (124 amino acids)
Source: RefSeq, a predicted model, not a curated record